Molecule: messenger RNA, 2985 nt
Organism: Helianthus annuus (common sunflower)
Lineage: Eukaryota; Viridiplantae; Streptophyta; Magnoliopsida; Asterales; Asteraceae
Product: receptor-like protein EIX2
Exons: 1
Coding region: 1-2985 (994 amino acids)
Molecular function (GO): protein binding
Source: RefSeq, a predicted model, not a curated record
AUGAGUGCUCGAUCUUCAUAUUCUUGUUUCUCUUGUUUUCACUUGUUCUUUCUUGUUGUAUUGGCCUUGUUCCGUUUAUGCUCAUCUAAUCAAAACUCUCAUCAUGUGUUAUGCAAUGAUGUUGAGAGACAAGCACUUCUCCGGUUCAAGCGUGGCCUCACUGAUGAAUCAUAUGUACGACUCGCUUCGUGGGUUGCUGAGAACAAGGACUGCUGUACAUGGGCUGGGAUAGCUUGUGAUAAUUCUACAGGUCAUGUUCAUCGUGUUCAUCUUCCUGGACUUGAUGGCAUGACAUUGAAAGGUGAUAUAAGUCAAUCUUUGUUGGAUCUAAAGCAACUCAAGCAUCUAGAUUUGAGCUGCAAUGAUUUUGGAGGCAUCCAUGUUCCUAAAUUCAUUGGUUCUUUUCAAAACCUAAGGUACCUUAACCUUUCACGUUCCAAUUUUAGCGGAACAAUCCCUCCACAACUAGGGAAUCUCUCAGAAUUACAUGUUCUGUCUCUUGGAAGUUUUCAUGACGAUCCAUUUGAAAGAACGAGCAUGGCGAAUAUGAAGUGGUUGUCAAGCCUUGGUAUGUUGCAUCACCUCGAUAUGAGUGGCAUGGACCUUAGCAAAGCAACCGAUUGGCUUCAGGUGAUUAACACCCUUCCUUCUUUGGUCCAGCUACAUUUGUCUCUAUGUGAACUCUCAAAUCUACACAUGUAUGUUCCUAGUGUCAAUCUCACAUCCCUUUCUGUUCUCGAUCUUUCUUACAAUUAUUUUAACAGUUCAGUACCACAGUGGAUAUUCAGUGUAACUAGUCUAGUUUCGCUGGAUUUAACUCGGUGUUAUUUUCAUGCUCCUAUUCCUGGGUUCCGCAAUCUGACUUCUCUUGAGUUGCUUCAUGUUGCCGACAAUGAUUUCAUGAAUUCUUCCUCAAUAUUUCAAGAGUUGUCCGGUAGUAAUCUCAUCUCGUUAGAUAUUGGAGGUUGUGGUAUUUCAAGUUCAGUUCUAGAUUCCCUUCAAAAUCUAACAAAUCUUAUUAGCCUCGACUUGUCUGACAAUCAACUCACUAAGAGAAUACCUAAAUCAUUGGGUAACUUUUGUAAUUUGAGAGAGAUUGAUUUGUCUUUUAACAAUAUUGAUAAUAUUAGUCUGACAUAUUUUCUUGAAAGUUUUUUCGAGUGCAAAUCACCUGCCUUGGAGUCAUUAUCCUUGAUCGGGAACCAUAUAACUGGUAUAAUUCCUCAUUCCAUAGGAAACUUGUCAUUUCUCAGAACAUUAUAUCUUACUGAUAAUCAAAUUUCUGGUCCCAUUCCAUACUCAAUUGGAAAAUUAUCAUCAUUGGAGGCGUUGGGUAUUAGUUAUAAUCGACUGGAUGGCAGCCUUCCUGAUAGCCUCGGACAACUUUCAAAGUUGAUUCUUUUAGAUUUUUCUCAUAAUUUGCUUACAGGUGUUGUGACAGAAGCUCACUUUAUCAAACUAGUGAGCUUGAAGGGUCUAGAAGGAUCAACUAACAAAUUAAUCUUAAGGCUGCAAGUUGCAAACUGGAUUCCCCCUUUCCAGUUGGAACAUUUGUCUCUGAGAAAUUGGGUUUUAGGGCCUCAAUUUCCGUUGUGGUUGCAAUCACAGAAGGAUUUAAGUUAUUUAGACAUAAGCAACACAGGCAUUUCAUCGCCCAUGCCCGAAUCAUUUGUGGGAUCAUUCUCCAAUUUAAGGUAUUUGAAUAUGUCAAAUAAUCAUAUCCGAGGACCAUUAACGUUCUCUGGUAACCCUGUCACACUUGUGUUUAUUGACAUUAGCUCGAAUGGGUUUCGGGGAUCGUUACAUCCUUUCUUGUGUUCUAGUGGUGUGACAAGCACAUCUUUUCUUAAUUUGGAAAAUAAUCAUUUGUCGGGUGACCUUCCAGAGUGUUGGGAGAAAUGGCCAAGGUUGGAAACCUUAAAUUUGGGGAAUAACAGUUUGUCUGGUGAGAUUCCAAGAACAUUGGGUUCUUUACCUUUACAGCAUCUGAACAUGCAUGGGAACAAGAUCUCUGGAAGAUUACAUUUUUCUCUAAUGAACUUAACAGAUCUAGGUAUUCUUGAACUUGGAAGGAAUGAACUUACCGGAAGCAUUCCAACAUGGAUUGGAACAAAACUUACUCUUUUAAGAAUUCUCAACCUUCGAUCAAACCGUUUUGCCGGAAAUAUUCCUCAUGAGCUUUGUCAUAUUAGACAUAUUAAAAUAUUAGAUCUUGCUCAUAACAACUUAUCUGGAAAUAUUCCGAGAUGCUUCAACAACUUUAGUAUCCUUUCCGGCACCGAAAGCAAUUUAAGAGACUUUGCUUACAGCAUUAGCAUUAUUGGACCUGAAUUAUUUAUUGCUGGUGAUUCAUUGGUGACAAACGGACGAGAGGACACAUAUAGCAGUAUUCUUCCAUUAGUGAUGUUGAUAGACCUUUCGAGUAACAAUCUCACCGGACACAUUCCUAGUGAGCUAAUGUCCCUAAUGGAAUUAAAAUCGUUGAAUUUAUCAAGAAAUCAAUUGAGUGGAAGUAUCCCAGAGAAGAUUGGAAACAUGAAAGAACUUAUAUCGUUAGAUUUAUCGGUAAACUGGCUUUCUGGAGAACUUCCCAUGAGCUUGUCAAAGUUAAACUUCUUGAGUAGCUUCAACGUGUCCUUCAACAGUUUGACAGGAAGAAUUCCAACAAGUACACAGCUUCAAAGCUUCAGUGAGUCUAGCUUCUUUGGCAACAAACUUUGUGGAGCUCCACUAACUGAAACUAAUGGUUGUGAACGGGUUAAAGCAGCAACUCAUACAAUAGGAGAGAAAAAAGAAGAGGAUGGAGCAGAUUGGGGGUUGAUUAUAAGCAUAGUGGUUGGAUUUGUUUGUGGAUUUUGGAUGAUUAUGGGUCCAUUGAUAGUGAGAAGAUCAUGGAGGAUUGCAUAUUUUAGUUUUGUGAGUAAUUUGAGGUAUAUGGUUUAUGAUGUUAUACAUAAGUAUUGCGGUCACAUGUUUUCUUGUUGA